GUGUAGCCACACGAGGUGCUUAACCUCAAAUACUUUCACGGUAUAUAUUGUGAUAAAUUACAGUGAGUACACAUAAUCAAAGAAAUGAGGAAAAGUAGCAGGUGACGUAGUCAGGAUGAAUGAAAAUUCAAUCGACGCUUGGUUGAGUGAUUGGACAGAAUGUGCGUAUUCUGAUUCGGUAGACUCGUGGAGCGACUUAGAAUCUAUAACAUUAUCGUUGAACGAAUUAUCGAAAAAUAAUGCAGAAUCAGGACAAGAUUUUGAGAACCAGAACGAUACAACUGAAUUGACAGCGCCAUCGACAACCAAAAGUGACUUAGAAUACCGAAGUGUUAUUAUUUUGAUUAAAAAAGGAUUUGAUUAUGAUAAUAAUCGACCAUUUGACGCAAUUUGUCAUAAGCCAAAAAGAAAAAAAUUAUAUAACUGUAAAAACCCCUUCGAAUGCAAUACAUGCCACAAAUCAUUUGAGCUGAGCGCUGAUCUUCAAACUCACAUAAAUUAUGUACAUAAAUGUAACAAACCAUUCGAGUGUGAAAUUUGUCAUAAAUCAUAUGGGUAUCAGUAUGAGCUCAAAAGACACAUUGUGACAAUACAUGAUUUAAGCAAACCUUUCGAGUGUGUGAUUUGUGAUAAAGCAUUUAGAUACAAAUUCAACCUCGAUGCUCACAUGAAUUCAGUACACAAUCGCAUCAAACUGUUCAAGUGUGAGAUUUGUCUAAAAUCAUUUUCAAGCAAGGGUGAACUCGAUAGACACAUAAAUAACAGCAGCAUAAGCUUCAAAUGUGAGAUUUGUGACAAAUUAUAUAGAAAAAAGAGUUAUCUAAAAGUUCACAUAAGUACAGUGCAUUAUAAGGAAAAACCCUUCGAAUGUGAGAUUUGCCACAAAUCAUUCGGACAAAAAAGUAGUCUCAACGAUCACAUUAAAAAAGUACAUAAUCGUAUCAAGCGCUUUCAGUGUGAUAUUUGUCACAAAUCAUUUGGUUGGAAGACUGUUCUUAAAAGACACUUGAGAACAGCACAUAAUUGUAACAAAUCGUUCGAAUAGAAGAUUUGUUGAUACUUGUUUACACAUUGGUGCCAUAAUUGUAGAGAGUCUUUCUCCCAGAUAUGCUUUAAUA
Trichogramma pretiosum is the source of this 1118-nucleotide messenger RNA. Its product is annotated as zinc finger protein 525-like. Gene Ontology annotation, cellular component: nucleus. Gene Ontology annotation, molecular function: RNA polymerase II transcription regulatory region sequence-specific DNA binding; DNA-binding transcription factor activity, RNA polymerase II-specific. The record is from RefSeq and is a predicted model, not a curated record. Gene Ontology annotation, biological process: regulation of transcription by RNA polymerase II. The transcript is spliced from 3 exons. NCBI's taxonomy places the organism in Eukaryota, Metazoa, Arthropoda, Insecta, Hymenoptera, Trichogrammatidae. The coding region runs from base 116 to 1045 and encodes 309 amino acids.